AUGUCAAGUUCAGGUACCAGAAAUGAUGCGUCUAACUCCCCUCCCUUAACUCACAAGAAGGAGAGUAAGCUGAAAGUCGAGGAGAUGGCGACCUCGACUGCCAAAACCGCCAACUCCGCCAACGCCCCCGAUCCUGAGGCUACGCCAAAAAGCCCCACGAGUGACGGCGCCGGUUUUACAACCUCUACCACCCCCAGCGCCCAGCACGGGGCUAUCACCGCGUGGGGCAGCACCUCUGGAAAGCUGUUCUUAUCCGACCCGCGCCUGAACGACGGCGACUCGACGGGCACUCUCUGGGAGUAUAUCUUGAAGUUGGGGUCCAAGAACGUCGCAGAAAACAGAAUCGCAGAAAAGGCCGAAGCAGCCAAGACAGCGCAAGAAGAAGAUGACGGCGACGAUGAGAACAAGGACAAAGAAUCCGAGAUCGACUAA
This is a messenger RNA of Fonsecaea erecta, 432 nucleotides long. RefSeq lists its product as hypothetical. The coding region runs from base 1 to 432 and encodes 143 amino acids. The transcript has a single exon. The record is from RefSeq and is a predicted model, not a curated record. Lineage: Eukaryota; Fungi; Ascomycota; Eurotiomycetes; Chaetothyriales; Herpotrichiellaceae.